Molecule: messenger RNA, 3951 nt
Organism: Symbiodinium necroappetens
Lineage: Eukaryota; Dinophyceae; Suessiales; Symbiodiniaceae
Source: the annotation of a GenBank genome assembly
GCGAGUGCCAAUUUCGUGGCAUCUUUGCAUGCCAACUAUGUGGUGAACCUGGAUUUCGACAGCUCUACCACCGAGGCAGCCGGGCUGGACAACCUCGAUGACGAGGAUGUCAAAGUCAUGAACCUGGCGAACGGCCGCCGGAAAUUUAGAUGCCGACUACCUGGAGGCAGGAACAUUUCCCAGCAGCUGCCUGGCGCGCCAGAUGCGAAAGCGCACUUCCUGGCAGCCAAGCUCGCCCCAUGGCGGGGGAGCUGCCUGACCGUGAUCAAGGAUUUCUGGUCCUACGACCUCUGCUCUGGCAGCAAAGUGGUUCAAUACCGCGACGAUGCUGGCAUGCGCUUCUCUCUGGGCGAACAUCACCCCAAGUCUGACCGUCUCCUGCCCACGGGUGAAGUCCGCGAGUUGUACCUGGGCGGCACCGACAAUCGCAGCACCGAGGUCAGAUAUGUGUGCGGUCGUGGAGAUACAUCGGCCACAUCGCUUGAGGUCGUCGAAGACCCUGUGCAUUUCUACACCCUCACAGUCUCAGGACCAGCCUUCUGCUCUUGGAAAGACAGGGAUGGGGCCGAGGCUGGAAUGGGCUUGGCAUGGAGGUUAGAACCCCUUCGAAGCCGAUGUCUCAACAUUUCUCGCGGGUGGUGGACGUAUGAGUACUGCUACCCUGCGAACUUGGUGCAGUUCCAUUUGGAGAAUGACAAACGUGCUCCGCAGUACACGCUGGGAACAUUAGAGGGGACGGCGCAGAGCAAGUCGCCGAACCGCGUCAACAUGAGCAUGAUUCGGCUGAAACCGAGCAUGAGCCCGCGGGAGAGAAGAGCCCCACCGUCACGACACUUGACCCUGGAGCAGCAGCUUGGGGGUGGCAAUGAGACUUGGUUGGAUUUUGCGGAUCUCUUGCCAUGCGCAAAGGGGAAAAGCGGUAUCUUAAUCAAGUUCGUCAAAGAGUUACAGAUGCACGGACAAAGGCCCGAGUCUCGCAUCGUGAGCGUCACGGAAAGCUCGCUCUGCGAGUACGAGGUCUUGAUCCAUACGACGCUGCUUUGCGGCCAUCACAAGCUGAUGCCCACGCUGCCACGAGGCAAAGAGACCAUCCAGUGCGUCGCAGACCCCAGAGACGAGGAGCCUGCCAAGAUGCCUCGAUCAGAGACACUGACGCAGAUGGACAAGCCAGAAGUCUCCGAAAUGAAGAAGGCGAUGGAAAUGCUGGAGCCAGCCAGCAAGGUACCGGCCGUGACCUCUCUUCCUUUCGAGAAUCCCUAUUCGAUGCUUCUGAAACUGUCGCUGGCGGAGCGCGUGCAGGGGCAAAAGCCGGAGCUCCUGGAGGCUCUGAUGUGCAUCUCGAAAGCUCUUGCGAUCGGCCCCGCUUGCCAGGAACUCUGGUGGAGUGCUGCCAAGGUCUUUUUGCAGCUCUUCCUGCAGCAGGACGACGCGGACAGCCUUGUCGAACCCUGGAGUCAAAAGCUACAGGUUCUGGCUGGAAGCUCGGAUACGAAGUCCUCGCCGUGCUGGCGCUUUCUGUAUGGUCAAGCGCGAAUGUUGAAUCAAGUGUGGCAGUGCAGGCUCACCCGGGAUCUGAAUUCUGGACUGCAGAAAACACUGAAGGCUGGACACCGACAGAUCCCUGGAGAGCUUUCUCAUUUGGCGCUGCAGUGGUUCGAAAGGCAGCUUGAGAUGCUGGUGCUUCUAAGAUGCCGGAGGCGCUACUUCGCCCGCAACAACGAGAGCAGGCUUGUGUCGCACCUGAAUCGCUGCAAGCGCACGGCGCAGACGCUUCUUUGGUUCCUCAUCAAGUGUACGGACAUGAGUGGUGAGUUUCAUUACACCGCGGAUGUGAUGGCGACGGUGAAGGAAUGGGACAAGCCAGUCUUUGCAGAAACCUGGUGCAGGCUGGCGAACGGCGGCAGCCAGCCGCUGCUUUGCUUCAGAGGGAUGGACGGUCGAGAUCGAGUCCCUGCAACCUACCUUUGGUAUGUGCCAUACAUCCUGGGCCGAAUCGAGUGGAAGCUUUCGAAGCUGUGUCCCGCUUCACCGGAGAGGCUGGAGCGGAAGAGCAUCAUUUGCCUCCUGAUGGAUGCUUGCCAUGUGGAGCUCGCAGUGCGCGCUUCUCUGACAGAGAGGAGGAGAGACGAGAUCAUGGAGACCGAGCCAAGCUUUAGGCUACAUGCAGUUCGACUGGCAAUCCUGUUUGGGUCUCCAGACGGCUAUGAGAGUGCCGGAACGAUCUGUUUCGACACGAACUGUCUUGAGCUGUCACGGCAAAAUGUCAUCGUUGACGCGCUCAAGGGGAUGCAAGCGGUCGUGCAAGAGAACAAGUGCCACAUGGGCAAAUACCUCUCCUGCGAGGCGAGGGCUUUGCUGGACAGUGGCGAGUUGAACAGGGCAGCUGAUUGCGUGAUAAAGAUUGUCGAUGAAGCGAUGCGAGCCCGCAAGUUCCGAGUGCCCUCCUUCGGUGCUUGCCUCAAUCCUCACGUCAUGCUCUAUCAGCGUGCCCGCAAGGCAGAGAGGCAGCAGUGGGCGGCGAUGCAGACGUGCACGGCCUGGAAGUCCAGCAAGCCAUCUUGCAGGCUAUCUUGGGAGUUCAGGCGUAUGCGGCUCUGCAGGAAAAGCUGGGAACACAGCCUCGUGAGUCAAAGUCAGCAACAAACUUGCUGGGUGUCGAAGAGACAGUUGGUGCAGCCAGCUCAGCCAACCAGCAGAGCUACCCGGCUGACUGCCAUGUACAGGAGCAAAGGGGAGGAGGAGCCUACUUCAUCGAUUUGCGGCUGCGCGCUCUCGCUCGUUUCGACCUGCGUGGGCAGCGGGCUUCUCGCGCUGCCUUUUGCGUUCGCUGCAGCUGGGCCCUUACACGGUCUCGGUCUCCUUGCUGGGUCAGCAAUUCUCUCGGCUUUCGUCUCGCUGCUGCUGUGUAUGUGCUGCGACUGGAGCGAGAAGAAGUCCUACGAAGAGCUCGCAAUAGCGGCCUUUGGCAGCUGGGGCUCCGUGAUAAUGGAGCUGAUGGUCGUUUGGCUCCUGCUUGGUGCGAUGACGAGCCUGCUGGUCAUUGCGGGUGACUGCCUCAUGGCAGUUGGGCCCAGCUUGGAUUUGGCGGGCUCUGAACGACGCGGCCUGCUCACGGCCUUGGAUGUCGCCCUGGUGAUCCUGCCGCUGUCCUGCCUGCAGUCUCCAGCUUCUCUUCUCUACAGCAACGCCAUUGCGGUUUCCUGCACACUCCUCGUGGGCCUGCUGCUGUCUCUGCGGAGUUGGGGCGCUUGGGGCUCACUAAGCGAUAUGGUGAUCUCCAACAAGUCCAACUUGUCCGGACUGCCUGGGCUGUUGCGAGCAGUCCCGAUAGUCACGCUGUCUUUGGGUUGCCAGGUGCAGGUGCCUUGCAUCUACGCCACCCUGGAGAAGCGCUCCUUCAAGCGAAUGAGAUGUGCGAUUCUGGCGGCAAUGGGCUUAUGCAUCUUCAUCUACACGGUGGUGGCCUUGUCUGGUCUGCAUAUUGCCGAGCUUCAGGGAGUCACUGCUGUGCCAGGCAAUGUUCUGGACCUUUUCGGUUCCAGUGACUGGCUGGGUGGAGCUAUGCGUGCGGCCAUUUCGGUGGCCGUGACUCUGGCGUUCCCAAUGCUGUGCUUACCUUGCCGCUCCACCGUAGACCACCUGGUCUUCGGGGGCGGUGCCUUUGCUGCCUCGAAUGCUGGGAUGCGGCACCGGAUGGAGACACUAGUGGUGGUUGGCAUUACUCUCCUACUCUCAACUACUGAGAGUGACCUCUCGAAAGUCUUCGGUUUCACCGGCGCCACGGCAGGGGCAGUUAUUUGCUAUGUCUUGCCUCUUUGCUUUUACCUGCGGCUGCGAAAGAUGCGUCCGGCAGUUGAGCGCCGCUCGACGAUUGCCGUUGCCGUGCUGUGUGGGCUGCUGUUGGCCGCGAUGAUUCCGUGCGUGGCCUUGGCUACCUGGCAGCUUCUUUGA